AUGAAUAACAUGACAAUGAUGGUUGAUAAAACAAUGGAUGGAAAGGAGGACUUUAUUUUGGGUGGUAGUAUAGCUCUCGGAGAGGGUAGUAUGAUGAGUAGCACUAGCACUAGUGUAGAGCUGAGUCAAUACCAUUUAAAAGAGGAACAGCUGAAUGCAUCUCAACGGUUUCCAGUUUCGUCCAUAGAUGACGUUGUUUCCGAUGCUGCUGGAACUAUUUCUUCCAUUGAUGAAUUUGAUAAUACACGAAAUGAAAUACAGACAAAUUCAAAAUUUGAAUAUUUGGGUAAAUUAUUUAACAAGAUGAAUUUUAUAGAUAAGGGAUUGUUUAAUGUGACAAAUCUUGGAGUUUCAUUCUUUUUGAUGUUUUGCUCCUAUGAGACAACUCAAAACUUUUUGACUACCAUUAGAGAGGAGGAAGGAUUUGUUGCAUUGGCAAUAUUGUACGCAAUGUUUGCAUUUGCUAGCUUUUUAUCUCCAUCUUUUUGUAAGGUUGUUGGUGUAAAAGGUUCAUUGCUAAUUGCUAGUACAGGAUAUGUGCUUUUUGUGUUUUCUGCUGCUUUGAAUAGUGCUGCCUUACUCUAUCUUGCCUCUGGUUAUGGUGGAUUUUGUGCUGGAUUAUUGUGGACAGCUCAAGCAAGCAUGUUAACCAUGUCAGCAACCUAUUCACAAAAUGUUAGAAGGAGAAAGUUGGAAAAGCAACAAGAAUCCAAUGAGAUUGAACUCAGGGAUACCAAGAGUCAGGCUGAUAAGAAAUCAAUGCUAGCAGAAGAAGGCAAGACAAAUGAAGAAGGCAAUAGUAAUAGUGGUGGUAGUGGUGGAGAAUUACUGGGUUUCUACAGUGGUAUUUUCUUUGCCCUUUUCCAGGCAAAUUACAUUGGUGGUAAUUUGUUGGCUGGUAUUUUGCUUAAUAUGGGAAUUUCAAAUUCAUUGAUAUUCAUUAUUUUGGGAAUUAUUUGCAUUUUAGGUUGCUUGACAUUGUUUGGAUUGAGACCACUCGAUAAGAAAUACUUGGUUUCCACCAACGAAAACAAUGAAACUGAGAAUGUAUCCGAAUUGAAGGGUUUUGAAAAGUUGAAAGAACAAGCAAAGGAAUUCUUGUCACUUGUUAAGGGAACUGUAUUGGUAUUAUUUUCUAAAAAGAUGAUCAUCUUUUCCUUUAUCAGUAUAUAUUCUGGAUAUUCACAAGGAUUUUUCUAUGGCACCUUGCCUCCAAUUAUUGGUAAACUCAUGGUAGGAUGGGUUAUGAUUCUGUUUGGUAUUGUUCAAGUAAUUGCUGCCCUUUUAUCAGGAAAAUUGAAUGACAUGGUUGGAAAACGAAUUAGUAUGGUGAUGGGAUUGAUCAUUCACGCAAUAGCCAUUGCCCUUUCAUUCCAAAUGAUUUAUUGGGGUCAUAUUUACAAACCAAAUGGUACUGAAGGAGUCCCAUUUGAGGUCUUGCUGAUACACUUUGUAACUAUGGGAUUAUUUGCUGCAGGUGAUGCCUUCUUAACCAAUUCAAUUUAUUCCAUCCUUGGUAGUAAGAAUUACUACAAGAAGAAAAAUACCUCUGAGGCCUUCUCUGGUUUUAGAUUUAUUCAGGCAAAUAGUUCAGCAGUUGGAUUUAUUAUUCCUACCUUUACACCAAUAAUUGCAAUUCAAUCAUUAAUGGUUGGAACAUUCUUAUUGUGUAUAGUGGCAUUUCUUGUCUUGGAUGUGUUUAUUGCAUCAGUGGAUAAGGAUAAGAAGAAGGGUCCAAAAGGCAGCAAAAAAGCAGCCAAAGAUCAAGAUACCAGUAGAGAUAGCAUUGAACUCGUAAAUAAUCCAAACAAUACUAGCAUUGAUACUAUUAAUGCUAGUGAAGCCUCUGUUUAA
Molecule: messenger RNA, 1854 nt
Organism: Naegleria gruberi
Lineage: Eukaryota; Heterolobosea; Eutetramitea; Acrasida; Naegleriidae
Gene: AM9
Exons: 1
Coding region: 1-1854 (617 amino acids)
Source: RefSeq, a predicted model, not a curated record